Messenger RNA from Vigna unguiculata (cowpea), 873 nucleotides. RefSeq lists its product as uncharacterized. The record is from RefSeq and is a predicted model, not a curated record. Lineage: Eukaryota; Viridiplantae; Streptophyta; Magnoliopsida; Fabales; Fabaceae.
AUGGGACCAGAAGAAGAACUAGAUCUCACCCUCUCGCUCAGGUGUGGUGGAUCAAAGGAAACUCCUCUCUCUUCUCCUUCUCCUUCUCUUCCCGUACUAAAGUUUUUUCAAACAAACUUACCCUUAAUGCAAACAUUUUGCCCUAACCCUAACCCUAACCCUAACCUUAACCAUGUCCCUAACGUUAACCCUAAUCCUUCUUUAGCCACAUUUUCCAACCACAACAACAACUGUCUUUCGAUGCAAUCCACCAACCCUCCAAAUGCACCUGUUGUAGUACCAAAAAAUGUUUCCACAGAUACAAACUCUUUGGGUAGGUCUCGUCGCACUGUAUGUAUUCGGCGUGGCAAAGGAAUGAAGGAAACGGUUCGUGGGAAAGCGAAGAACGAAACUAUUCCGGCACUGUUUCCUUGGAUGAAGAAUCAGCGAGCCAGCGUACACAGUAAGCAAUAUCUAUCGGAGAAUAAUAUCCACACCAUCAAAGGAAAGGUUCACUGCAAGAGGUGCGAUCAUGAAUUCGAGUUGAGUCUGGAUUUGGAAGAGAAAUUGAAGGACUUAUGCCAAUUUAUUAGCAGAGGAAAAAACAAGUGGCAUAAUAGAGCCCCAAGGGUUUGGAUGAAUCCGGUAUUUCCAAAAUGCCCCCUUUGCGGACGAGACAGCAGCACAAGACCCAUCAUUGCAAAAAACAAAAAGGAGAUUAAUUGGUUGUUCUUAUUGCUCGGCCAGAUGCUUGGUUGUUGCACACUUAAUCAUCUCAAAUAUUUCUGCAAGCACAAUGAGAUCCAUCGAACUGGUGCCAAAGAUCGUCUUCUUUAUGAUAUCUAUGAGAACCUCAUCAAUCAACUUGUACCUGGUUUUUUAUCUAAGUCUUGA